AUGACGCGAAUGCUCCAUGUCGCCCUCUUCCUCGGUGUUUGGGGAGAAGCUCAGGCCAUUCUUCGAGGUCCAAGAUCAGGUGAAGAGGUGCAGAGCCACUGGGAAGGAAUGCAUCGAGUAUUGUCACGUGUGGAAGCAUCCCUCUCGGGCCUGUUUGCCGUUGGGAAGGAUCCAGCCAAUUCAACAGCUGGGCUUCCAAGCAUAGCUGAAGGCAGCUCUGUGAGAACGCAAAUCUUGUCCAUCAACAAUGGAUCCAAUGCAACAAAUCUCAGCACGCAUCAAUCCAUACAGACUCAGACGAACCAGGGCAAUGUCACGGUGGAGAUUGAAUCUCGUGAUGUCACCCUGAGCAAUGGCAAUGCUUCAUCUCCAAAAGCCAAAGUCAUUGCACCUCCAUUGCAGCCAAGCAAAGAUGACUUUGUGGUACAGAUUCGAUCAGUGGAGCGUGUUGACGGCAAGAAGCCAAUUAAGCCGAAUCACAAAAGCUCAAAGAAAGCCAGUGAGACCGAUGAGAUCAGGAAAGCUUCUGCCCGGGAGAAGCGCUUGGAUAUUGAGGUCCGAACAGUCACAGAGACUCCCCAGACACACGAAGUGCCAGCUGCUCGGCGGGAGUACAACAGCAAGAUGUGGGCAGAUGACUGGGGCGAUGAGUGGAGAUCCAGUGCUCGCAGCCCAGAGACUGAAAAGAAGGAGCUCCCGGUCUAUGAGCAGUCCUUUCGGGGUUGA
This is a messenger RNA of Durusdinium trenchii, 726 nucleotides long. NCBI's taxonomy places the organism in Eukaryota, Dinophyceae, Suessiales, Symbiodiniaceae. The record is from the annotation of a GenBank genome assembly.